AAUAACCUUGUGACCCCCCCCACAACUCCUCUUGGGUCAGGCCCCUACACUUACAACAUCAUGAAAUUUCAGAUUUAAAUGAAACUUAUGAUUUUUUAAAAAAUCCUAUGACCGUGAAAUUGACCAAAAUGGACUGUGAAUUUGGUAGGGCCCUACUCUUAACCCUGAUUUUUCAUCAUCCCUACCGCAAUCAUAAUGUUUGGUUAAAAAAGAUAAAGUUAAGAAGUGGUACAAAAGAGAUGAGAUGAAAAUAAAGAUAUUUUAGUGUGAAGGAUGAAACUGGUUAUAUUUCCUGCACUUUGGAUUUGUUGUUUCUUUCCUUCCCCAGUAGACAUUCUCCCUCAAAUUUUCCACCUUUGUUAUUGCCAGAGCUUUGGUAACAGUGGUGGGAGUGCUAGUGUGUAACAGCCACCAGUUUUUUUUUCUGCUGUAUUGUUUAACUAAGCUCAGCCAGGAUCUUCUCCUGGUAGUUAAAAUAGUGGUAGCUGCCAGCAUGUUGUUUGCAUUAGCAUGGAGCUUUAGUCGUAGAAGUAGCGGGGAAACAAUAGGUAAACAAGUCAAAAGGUGCUAGAGUGGAUUACCUGCACAGACUGAGUCAUUGAUUUUGAGCUCCUUUGCAGAAGACUAUAUGUUUAAAAAGCUCUUUAAAAAAUGGUGGAAACAGUUCUGCUGGCUCUUGUGUUCCAUUAACAAUGUGUUUUACAGAAUUUAAAUAUUGGAUAAGCUUAAGGAGUGUACAGAAGAGAUGAUUGGGAAGGAGGCUAGAUAUGUUAACUUUAUUUCUACUAUGAAUGUUGGUAUUAAUACCAAAAAUAAAUCUUACCAUUAAGGAGAGAGUUUCAAUUUACAAUAGGUAGUGCUAGGAGAUGUUGGGCAACUUUGGACAAGUCACUUGACUUUUGGGCCUUCAUUUCUCCACCUAGAAAAUGGAGGUCAUGAUACCCUGUUUUUGUAAAAUGUUUUGAGAUGUAGGAAUGAGAAGUGUUACACAAGAGCUAAGUAGUAUUACUGUUUUGGUUUACAGACAAGCUGAUGGUCGAAAGGUCCUGCGGUCGAGUAUAAGAGAAUUCCUGUGUAGUGAGGCCAUGUUUCAUCUAGGUAUACCUACAACAAGGGCUGGAACUUGUGUAACAUCUGAUUCAAAAGUUGUUCGGGACAUAUUCUAUGAUGGAAAUCCAAAAAAUGAAAGAUGUACAAUUGUCCUGAGAAUAGCUUCCACGUUUAUAAGGUUUGGAUCUUUUGAGAUUUUUAAACCAACAGAUGAAUACACAGGACGCAAAGGUCCCAGUGUUAACAGAAAUGAUAUUCGAAUACAGAUGCUUAAUUAUGUGAUCAGCACUUUCUAUCCAGAAAUCCAGCAGGCUUACUCUGACAACAGUGUUCAGAGGAAUGCUGCUUUCUUCAGAGAGGUAACAAAGCGGACAGCAAGGAUGGUUGCUGAAUGGCAAUGUGUUGGAUUUUGCCAUGGUGUGCUGAAUACAGAUAAUAUGAGCAUAGUAGGACUUACUAUUGACUAUGGCCCUUUUGGGUUUAUGGACAGAUAUGACCCAGAACACAUUUGCAAUGGUUCAGAUAAUGCAGGGCGCUAUGCUUAUAACAAACAGCCAGAGAUCUGCAAGUGGAAUCUAGGGAAGCUUGCCGAAGCUUUAGCCCCAGAGCUGCCCUUGGAGAUCAGUGAACUCAUUCUCAAAGAGGAGUAUGAUGCAGAAUUUGAGAGGCAUUAUUUGCAGAAGAUGAGGAAGAAGCUAGGCCUCAUUCAUUUGGAAUUAGAAGAUGAUGAUAAAUUGGUGUCUGAACUUCUAGAAACUAUGCAUCUCACAGGUGGAGACUUUACAAAUACUUUCCGGUUGCUGAGCUCUUUCUUGGGCGAUUUGGAUCCUCUAAAAUUGGAAGAUUUCCUGGAAAAGAUUGCCAUGCAAUGUGCUUCCUUGGAAGAACUAAAAGUUGCUUUCAGGCCUCAGAUGGAUCCAAGACAACUUUCCAUGAUGCUAAUGUUGGCUCAGUCUAAUCCUCAACUGUUUGCAUUAAUUGGAACAAAAGCUAAUAUAAAUAAAGAAUUAGAACGCAUAGAGCAGUUUUCUAAACUGCAGCAAUUAACAGCAGCUGACUUACUGAGUAAAAAUAAAAGACACUGGAAAGAAUGGCUGCAGAAAUACAGAGUACGAUUAGUAAAAGAGAGAGAAAGUGUUAGUAAUGCUGAGGUCUGGAAUGCUGAACGUGUGAAGAUUAUGAAUUCAAACAAUCCAAAAUAUAUCUUGAGAAAUUACAUUGCUCAGAAUGCCAUUGAAGCAGCUGAAAAUGGAGACUUCACAGAGGUAAGAGAGGUUUUGAAACGUUUGGAAAAUCCAUUUGCAGAGACAGAAGAUCUCACUGAGGUACAGGAAGAUCAAGAAGAGGAAACAGUUGCAGCAGCUGCCACUUAUGCUCCUGUGACCAGCAGCAGACUUCCAUAUAGCAGUAAACCUCCACUCUGGGCUUCAGAACUCUGUGUUACGUGAUCUUCAUAAUGGCCUUGUUUUAUUUUUCACUAUAAACUGGAGAUGCUGUUGCUUCUUUAGUAGUGGAAAAUUAAACGAGGCAAAAACAAAGUGCUGUUAAGUCAUUGAAACAGUUCAUUUGGAUGUAUCUGCAACCACACUUCAGCAGCAAUGCUUAUUUUGACACAACCAUGGAUCAUAGGUUUAAUGGACCAACAACAAUCAACAGUCCACAUGCCUUGUUAAAUUAAUGUUUGGAGAGCUGAACAACUUUCUUUUCUCCUCACCACAAUGUAAUUAGUGAUGUCUAGGUGUUGGCACACAGUGAUCUUUGAACAUCCAAAUGUAACUGUUUUUAUAUGAAGACAAAAAUAACAAAUCAGAAAUCUGAUAUAUUUUUGACAGAUGAUGAAUUAAUAGUACUUAUCCCCAAAAUGUGGUUAAUGCUUUUACUCUGCAGGGAUGUAUGAUCCUCUUUAAUGGAGGAGUAAGCUUAUCAUUGCUUAUCUGAAGCUAUGAUUCCUUUAACUGAGUAGUUCAUUUCUUGUGAACCUUCAUAUUAACAUCAGUCUUUUAGAGAAUUGUUUUGCAGGCUGGAGGGGGAAAAGCAACUGAGUAAUUUUUUUUUAUAAAAUACAGUAUAGAAAUCAGUAUUGGGGGGGACUGUACUUAUUUGCACUCGGAAUUCCUAGCAGAAAAAUAUAUUUAGCUUUAACAUGUUUGUGGGUGAUAUAUAUUCUCUCUCUCUCUCUCUCUCUCUCUCAAAUAUUCGACUGCAGCUUGUAAGUCAGUUGACCUAAACAGGAUCACUUUGCCAACUUAGCUUGUUCCAUAUAAACUACCCAGUACUUAAUAUAAGCGUUCAUUUUCUAUGAUUUAUGCUGUUGACAGUCCCUUCUACAUUAAACUGGCAGAUGUAUACUUGUUCAACAUUAUUCAAUGUGGCUUUUGUAGUCGUAUUUUCUUCUUGUGUAACUUAGUCUUCAAUCCAUCCACCAUCAUUACAGUCUCUGGAAAUGUUACUUUGAAAGCUGCCAUUCUAGUAUUCUUAUUUGCUAAUAUCUGGGGUGGUAAUGUCUGAGAAUGUACAAAUGAUGCUAUUUCCCCUCUUGUUGACUUUAUGCAGUUUUGGUUUUGUAUUUUGAUGGAUACUGAUAAUAUGUUUGAGGUGAAAGGGAGAGCUAUGAAUAUUAUAUAUUUAAAAAUAUUUAAUUAUGUAUCUGCAGUGUGAAACUGUUCCUUGUUAAUUAAAACAGUAUUCAGGGAGCCCGAAAUAGAUACUAAUUGGUCAUA
Chelonoidis abingdonii (Abingdon island giant tortoise) is the source of this 3770-nucleotide messenger RNA. It is a transcript of the gene SELENOO, whose product is annotated as selenoprotein O. Lineage: Eukaryota; Metazoa; Chordata; Testudines; Testudinidae. The record is from RefSeq and is a predicted model, not a curated record.